Molecule: messenger RNA, 495 nt
Organism: Ylistrum balloti
Lineage: Eukaryota; Metazoa; Mollusca; Bivalvia; Pectinida; Pectinidae
Product: bile salt-activated lipase-like
Exons: 2
Coding region: 1-495 (164 amino acids)
Source: RefSeq, a predicted model, not a curated record
AUGACUAAUGACAAAGAGAACGGGUCACCUGAAGUCACAGACAGUGGGUCACCUGUAGUCCUAUUAGUUACUGACAGUGAACCACUUGUUGUCCCAGUCACUGUCAGUGGACCACCUGUUGUCCCAGUCACUGAUUGUGAACCACCUGUUGUCCCAGUCACUGUCAGUGAACCACCUGUUGUCCCAGUCACUGUCAGUGUACCACCUGUGGUCCCAGUCACUAACAGCACACCAUUUGUUGUCCCAUUCACUGACAGUGGACCACCUGUUGUUCCAGUCACUGUCAGUGGACCACCUGUUGUCCCCGACACUGACAGUGGACCACCUCUUGUCCCAGUCACUGUCAGAGGACCACCUGUUGUCCCGGUCACUGACAGAGCAUCAUUUGUUGUCCAAGUCACUGACAGAGCACCAUUUGUUGUCCCUGUCACUGACAGUGGGCCGACUGUUGUCCCAGUCACUUACAGGGGGCCGACUGUUGUCCCAGUCACUUAA